This is a messenger RNA of Trichoderma atroviride IMI 206040, 1942 nucleotides long. The record is from RefSeq and is a predicted model, not a curated record. Lineage: Eukaryota; Fungi; Ascomycota; Sordariomycetes; Hypocreales; Hypocreaceae.
AUGGCAUCGCUAAUAAGCGGCGCCCCUGACGCCCUUGGAACCUUCAAAUUCGCAUCCUGGGCUGCCGGCGCUGUCCCAAUCGCCUUCGUCCUCCAUGUGUUCCUUUUCAGAACCAGUGGAAACAGUGCCGGGAAUUUGGCGUUUCUCUGGCUAGGUGUGGUGUCUGAAACUGUUCCCGAGCCCUAUCUGGAUGAAGUAUUCCAUAUUCCUCAGGCGCAGAGGUAUUGCGAGGGCAGAUUCUUGGAGUGGGAUGACAAGAUUACUACGCCCCCGGGAUUCGGUCUGAUUGCUUCUUAUGCUUGUGAUGCCAAGACUCUUCGGGCAACCAACGCAGUCGGCAUCAUCGUGCUGAGCUACACAGCCCUGCUCUGUCGAAAAGCAAUCGAAGCACGUCUUCACCAAGCGCAUUCAUCCACCAGCAUCAGCUCCACAUCUCAAUAUGCGGCUCACACAGCUCUCAACAUUGCUCUUUUCCCUCUUCUCUUUUUCUUUUCGGGGCUUUAUUACACAGACGUUGUAUCUACGGCUGUUGUCCUCGUAUCCUUCUUGAACCAUCUCCAUCGCAUUGGUCGUGAUCAGAGUUCCUUCUUGAGCGAUGUCACAACUAUAGUCCUAGGGCUAUGCAGCCUCACCAUGAGACAGACGAACGUGUUUUGGGUUGUUGUCUUCAUGGGGGGUUUAGAGGCUGUCCAUGCUGUCAAGAGUUUGCGACCAAAGGUGGUUGUCCAGCCAUACAUGACGUCGCUGUCGGAGCAGUUGUUGUUUUUCUUCAAGAGAUGUCUCAUAGUCGCAGCACUCUGCAACCCCUUACGGCUCAUCAGGCAGAUAUGGCCCUAUGUCACCGUCCUCGCCGCCUUUGCAGGAUUCGUAGCAUGGAACGGCGGCGUGGUCCUUGGCGACAAGUCCAACCACGUUGCUACCAUACAUGCCCCCCAAAUGCUCUACAUCUGGGCUUUUUUCGGCUUCUUCUCACUCCCGCUAUUCGUCCCGUAUGCAUUCCUCGCAAUCGAUGCUAUACGGAGCGUCUUCAUUUCACGUAAAGACAAGGCCGUACCCAGAAAGAGCAAAACAGCAUCCCAGCCGGCGCUGUCACUCCCACUGAAACUCUUCACCUUCAUCUUCAACAAUCGACUUCUCUGGCCACUCUACUUGGCCGCUACGUUUGUCUUGUCUGGCCUCGUUGUUCGCUUCAACACCAUCAUCCACCCGUUUACUCUCGCCGACAAUCGCCACUACAUGUUCUACGUCUUCCGAUACACCAUUCGCCGUGCGCCUUGGAUUCGCUAUUUCCUCAUCCUACCGUAUACGCUCAGUCGCUGGCUCGUCUGGGGCACCCUGUCCGGCUGUACGAAUUGGAUCUCGGGAGCUCACAAGGACGCCUGUUCGGCAUAUUACUACUCAUCUCGCCCGUCGCCAUUUACCUGCGACCCCUUUGUCGUAGCAGAUGUUGGCGCACCUACUUCCAAAAAUCCUCAAGAAGAGACAAAGAAAAACACCGAGCAGGAUCCUCUCUUAUUCUCAACAGAGCCCGCCCCAACAUCCACCGGGCUCAUUUUCCUGCUCGCCACCAGCCUUUCGCUCAUUACGGCGCCAUUGGUCGAACCUCGCUACUUCAUCAUUCCGUGGGUCAUAUGGAGACUUUUGGUGCCUGCCUGGAGACUGCACGACCAUCAGGAAGAAGAGAAUAGUCUGUUUGACGGCGCCAGUUCAACAUCCCCCUGGGGGAAACUCAUCAAAUUUUGUCGUGGUUACGACGUCCGGCUGAUUCUGGAAACAAUCUGGUUCAUUUUGAUUAAUGCCAUCACGGGAUACAUAUUCUUAUCCAAGCCAUAUGUUUGGAAGGCCGAAGAUGGAAGUAUUCUUGACGGAGGCAGAUUACAGCGCUUUAUGUGGUAGACCAAAAAGUUAUAGACAAAGAAUUGUAUUUGCUCAGAGGCUGUAA